Trichogramma pretiosum is the source of this 1980-nucleotide messenger RNA. RefSeq names its product transmembrane protein 181. Lineage: Eukaryota; Metazoa; Arthropoda; Insecta; Hymenoptera; Trichogrammatidae. The transcript has 13 exons. Gene Ontology annotation, molecular function: toxic substance binding. Bases 304 to 1893 code for a protein of 529 amino acids. The record is from RefSeq and is a predicted model, not a curated record.
UGUCACGCGCAUAUACACACACAGUAAAACACACACCUGCGAGUUGUAUUAUUGCGUCUCUUCUUUCUUAAACAAUGUAUUAAAAAUUCGUUGUUAGACUGGAUAAUUGAAGGUGGUGUUUUCAUCAAAUUUAUCGUCAUAAUGUCGAGUCUUUGUUCGACGUCGAGACGUAAACUGGCAUGGGUUAUCAUAAACAUCGACAAUUACGUUCGAAGUUUUGGAUAAGGAAAUACAACGCAGCUUUGUUUUGAAGUAAGACAAAAUUUUGUUCUCGUUAAAAAAACGAAAAAGAACAGAUAAGAAAUGGACGGACCUAAUUUGGGUUACUCUUACCACUCGCCAUCCGUUGGUUGGAGCUUGAGGAUACGCAACGCGUUGUCACAGUUCAGUGAUUUGUUCAGCGAGUUCAAUAAAUACAUCGCACCAGCUUAUCAUCACGAUCGUUGUGAAAGAUCCGUCAACAUGCGACUAUACUCCAUGCACAAACGAGAAUUCGUUAUGAUUAUAGUCGCAUUUUUUGCAUGCUUUUGUUUGGCAGUUUUUAUUGGUCUCGCAGGACCUCCUAUAACAGUAACAAUUCCACAACAAGCACAUUUGAACGCCAGUGAAAUGGCUACUGGUCCUUUUAUCAUGAAUACACCGCCUUUAUCGUACUACAGUCAGCAACUUUGGGUGAUAGCAAAGCUAACGACUCAAAAUACAGAUGACGAGAUAUACGACAAAAGUUUUACAGUUAGCGUCGUGAUAGACGGGCUUACGCUCGACAAUAAACUGGAACACGUUCUCAAGCCUGAAAGUAGCCACAAUAGAACGAGACAUUUAAAAUGCGAACGACAGAAUUGCGAGGAAAUAGUCGUGGCGCAUCUCGGAUAUUUGGAUUACAGUCAUUACAUGAUAACCGUCCGAUUUUAUGGACUCGAGAGCUUCCAUCGACGAUACACAAUUCGAGACAUUACAUUCUACUUUAAGCACUUCAAUCCAGCCUUUACGCAAUUAGAGAUAUGGUUCAGAUUGGUAUUUUUAUUCUUCACCUUCAUCGUGAUGUGCUGGUUUGGAAUAACGCUCAGAAAUUACCCCAUCAACGACUGGUCCAUCGAACAAAAAUGGGUCUCGGUCCUAUUACCUUUGUUGAUACUGUACAAUAAUCCACUAUUUCCAACGACGUUUUUGAUAAACUCUUGGUUGCCAGGUAUGAUAGACGCUUGCUUCCAAACCACUUUCUUAUGUGCCAUAUUGAUGUGUUGGCUGUGCAUUUAUCACGGCUUGAGACAAAACGAAAGACGAUUAUUGACGUUUUAUUUGCCAAAAAUACUCGUCGUCGGAUCUUUGUGGGGAGCUUCCCUGGUACUUGCCACUUGGUUGAGAUGGUCCGAACUGGAAGAUCCAACCUUCAAUUACGUUCUCGACACGUCUAAUUAUUACGGAUUCAAAGUUUUCUUCUUUACCGUCGGUGGAGUGUACAUAGGAUAUUUAUUGUUAUUAAUAUUGCGGUCAUACAGUGAAUUACGAUCGAUGCCAUUUUUCGAUUUACGGCUGAGAUUUCUGUCACUAUUUGCCACAAUCGUCGUAACUGUUGUAACGAUAGUGACGAUUCGUCAAUUCGGCGCCGGAGUUUUGGAAGACAGUUUCGCUGGGCGACUAUCCACUCAUUAUAGGACAUCAGCGCAAUUUAUGGCUCUCUAUGGCCUUUUUAAUUUUUACCUCUACAUAAUGGCAUACGUUUACUCGCCCGCGUCUCAACAAGUUUUUGGCCAACUGGACACGACGAUUACUAAAGAUAAUCCGUCGUUUUCGAUGAUCAAUGAGUCUGACGAGGAGAUAAUUUAUGGUUCCGACGACGACAGCCGACGACCCUUGACGCGGACCCCGCGCAACACCGACGACAGCGAUUAAAGGGAAAAACUAUGAAGAUACGAUUUGCUGAUCUAAUUGUUUUAUAAAAUAAGAUUAUGUGUGUAUAAGUGAAAAAUUGAUUUUGUA